Molecule: messenger RNA, 540 nt
Organism: Sphenostylis stenocarpa
Lineage: Eukaryota; Viridiplantae; Streptophyta; Magnoliopsida; Fabales; Fabaceae
Source: the annotation of a GenBank genome assembly
AUGAAUGAGUUUAGAGACUGGAUAGAUAGUAAUGAAAUGGUUAUGUACCUACUUCUGGUGCACAAUAUACAUGGACAGAUGGUAGAAAAGAAGGAUUAUAGAGGAAGCCUUGGUAGUUAUUGGAGUGAUUGUCCCAUAUGUGUUCUGAAUCAGAAAUUGAAAGAAAUAAAAGUCAGAAUUAAAAGGUGGAAUAAAUCUGUUUUUGGAAAUGUGCAUGAAAAGGUGGCCAUGGCUCUUAAAGCUGUAAAACAUGUGCAAUCUGAGAUUGACAAUGCUUGUGACAAUGCUGAGAGAGAUAGAAAUACGAAAUUCUUCAAUAGAAAGGCUCCAUCCGGUGUGCGACCAGGGAAUCCCUCAUCCCCUCUUUUAUUUUGUCUUGUAGAGAAAGCUCUUAAUAGAAGUGUUGCUGAAGAGUUAGAUCUAUCUUGGUGUGCCCUCUUUGUACAGGAAAAUCGAGAUCUAAACACCUUACGCCAAUUGCUGACAAAAUUAGCUAAAUGGAAAGGUAGCUUGAAGUAUCAAGCGAAGAAAAAACGGUAA